Molecule: messenger RNA, 1844 nt
Organism: Brachypodium distachyon (stiff brome)
Lineage: Eukaryota; Viridiplantae; Streptophyta; Magnoliopsida; Poales; Poaceae
Exons: 2
Coding region: 761-1504 (247 amino acids)
Source: RefSeq, a predicted model, not a curated record
GGUGUGAGGAAGGUGAUUUGUCAGAAGUGUGAUGCUGAAGGGCAUGUUAGUAAGGAUAGCAAGCAGGAGGUGUUAUGUGACAUUUGUGGAAAGAAUAAUCACAAUGUCAACAAGUGUGUGUGGCCUUUGCAAGUGAAACCUGUUGCUAAACUUGUCGGGUAUUCUGCCAAGGGGCUAGGUUGUUUCCAAACAUAGAAUGUCAAGAGAGGAACUGGUGGAUCUGUGUUGAGUUCUUUGGCUAUUCUGGUGGUGGAGAAAGGUACUCUUACUGCAGAAGAAGCUGUGGUGGGGCUCUCUGAGACCUAUCCUUGGAAGUGGGAGUGGCAAGUGAAAGACUUGGGGAAUGGUAGGAUGAUGGUGAAGUUUCCUUCUGCAGCAAGAGUUGAGGAAGCUAGAUGUUACCUAGCUUUUGCUUUGAAGGAAACAAAUGCAUUGGUGUCUGUCAAGAGAUGGUCUACAGAGGCUAUGGCUAAAGGAAAAUUAGAUACUACUUGGGUCAGAAUUGGAGGAGUUUCAGAUGAGCUUAAACACUAUUUUGACCUGUGUGAGGUUGGUUCUAUGAUUGGUGUAGUUUUGGAUGUGGAUAUGUCUUUGUUCAGGAAGCAAGAAAUUGUUAGACUGAAGGUUGGAGUGAAGGAUGUGGCUUUGGUCCCUGCUGUAGCUGAGCUUAUUGUGGAUCUUUUUCUGUUUGACAUCUUCUUUGAGGUGGAACAAGUAGUGGAAAAGGGUGGUUUGUUUGGAGCUGGUUUGAAGAGAGGGGAUGAGAACUCUGAUAAGAAUGCUAACAAGAAUAGGGAGCAAAAGAGGUAGAAGAAUGAUGAGGGACCUGCUGAGAAUGAUCAUGACAAUGAACCUGGGAAGACUGGUAACACUAGCAUGCAGGGAAAACAGCAGAUGUUGGGAGGAGCUCUUAGUGACAGUGUGUCUGUUUUUUCAAGAGAUUGAGAGAGCUGUUUUUGACAUACUGGUCCAACUGGAGGUGGAGAAGAAGCUUGCUAUGAUAUUGCAAACCAGAGAAGAGGGGAGGCUGAGAGAAAAGUUACUGUCUGCUCAGAAAGGCAAUGUUUUGGGGCAUCAUGGAAUGGAGAAUGUCACACAGAUGAUGGAUAUGGUUCCUAACAUGAGUGGUACUAGCAAUAUGUUUUCUGUUUUUGAAGGAGAUGGCUUAAGUAAGAACUGUAUGAGUGGGGAGGAAGUGGCUGAGACUACUUUUGCAACUAAAGUGAUGGGGGUGCAGGGUGCUCCUUUGAAUCUUGUUGAAUUGGAGAUGGAUGGCCUGGGGGCUGGGCAGACUGAGAUGAUUGAGGAUGCUGGCACCGAGGAAGACAAGGAGAAUGAUCUGAGGAGAAGUUCAAGACUGGAAAGGUUGGGUAGGGCCGAUGAUAAAGUGAAGGACAGAGCCAUCUAUAAUGCCAAAGUUAGGAACCAGGAGCUCCCUAAAGAAAAACGACCGACAGGAGGUGCUGCACCAGUGCUCACGGCGCCUGUGGCGAGUCGCGGCUGAAGUCUUUAAUCGUUCACUGGGUUGGCCGCCUGUGACGCAGCGUUUGACUCAGCAGACGUCGGAUGGGUGUGUUUGGGGAUCCUGAAGCUCGGCAAGUUCGUUGUAGUGUGGCUGGAGUAGUCUUUAGAUGACAGGGUUUUAAGUCUAGGAAAGUUGCUGAGAUAGUCAGUGCUUCCGUCGGGGGAGUUUCCAGUUCUCAGCCGUUGCUGGUUGUAAUUGUGGGGCUCCCGUUGGAGUUUAUGUUUUAAGCUGCACUAUUUAUGUCUGCACAAUGUGGUUUCCUUUAAUGAAGCCGGAGGGAUGUCCUCUGUUAUAAAAAAUAAUAAUCUGAUUUACGUUU